This is a messenger RNA of Glossina fuscipes, 629 nucleotides long. RefSeq lists its product as uncharacterized. The record is from RefSeq and is a predicted model, not a curated record. Bases 18 to 365 code for a protein of 115 amino acids. NCBI's taxonomy places the organism in Eukaryota, Metazoa, Arthropoda, Insecta, Diptera, Glossinidae. The transcript has 3 exons.
UAAUCAACUUGCGAACAAUGGCUUUUCAUUGGCAACGAAAUUUGUUGCUUUUCAUUGUCUUAACGCUGCUUGUAAACUUAAGCAAAGCCCAGGAUGAUCCACCUAACGGUUCAGAAGAAGAAGAGGAAGAUGAUUCAUCAUCGGAAGAAACCGUAGAAGAUUCCAAUGAAUCGCAACGACGUCGUCGUCGCCGUCGUCGCUUAGCCGAAUCAUCCGACGAGGGUGAAAAAAUUGCUCAAAAUAUUUCAAAAAAUACCCGAACUAUACCGGGUCUACCCAAUUUAGAGGAUAUAACCAAAAUUGCGGAAAUCCUUACAACUGUUGGUCAGCAAAUUUUGCCGGCUUUAGUCUCAGUUUUUGGCUAAAAUUUGUAUAUUAUUUGGACCGGUAGUGAGACCCUGUACUGUACUGUAGUUGGCAGUUGGCUGGGAUUAAAGCUAUUGAAAUUCAAUAAAAAGAAAAUUGCACAACUUCACAUUAACGCGUCUAAUGUCUUCUUCUUCUUCUUCUUCUGCAUAAACUAUGAUUGAUAUCUUCUAGUCGAUAAAUUGAAUAAUAAAAUAUAUAUUUGCAAUAGUAAAGGUUCCUAAACCCGUCAGUGAACUCAUUUUUUAUUCGCUUUCGCUGAU